GGGUGGGGCAUGGGCCAAAGAUGGUGCCGGAGCUAGUAUGGGCAGGAGAGAAGGAAGAAGCCAGAAGGGGUUCCUGCUGAGGGUUUGAAGAGGGAAGGGGGUUUGAGUUGAUAGGCAUUGGAGGAUAGAUACGGGUGUAAGGUGGCGGGAUGGGUUUACAGGCUCCAUGAGAGGGCUGUAAGGAAGGAGAAUGAGUACAGGCAAUGCUAGAGUUUUCCUGAGGAGAGGACGGUAUAGGAAAAGAAGUGGGUACUUUUGGAGGUGAUGCUGGCUGGGAAGAUGGUGGCUGGGAAGAUGGUGGCUGAGAAGACAAUGAGGAAGCUUGGGGAGUUAAUGAAGUUGGUUGAGAUGGAGGGGUAGGGUCUGGGAGGGGUCGACAGCAGUCUGCUCGAUCCAAUGAGGAAAAAGAGGUAGGAUCGGGAGGAUAAAGGCAAUGAGGGCGGCGAGAAUGAAGAAGGAUUUGUAACAGGUAAGCAAGAAUUGCAGAGGUUGGCCUGUGAUCUGAGUGCAAAAAGGCCUGGACACAAGGAAUUUCUCCCCAUUUUCCCAGUCAUCUGCAAUAAUUGCUUAAGUCAGUUAAAACGGUAAGGCUGAGUGUUCCAUUUGUGAGCCAUUUGGACCCGUUAUCUAAUUCAUACUGCGACCAGGCUUUAUUGUAUAAAAAAGACAAGGCACUUUGGCAGAUAUCUUGCCUGAGGCCUAAGGUUUGCAGAUUUUUAAUGAGGCAGGCUGGAGGGCUGUUUUUUGGAAUUGAGGACCGGGAGUUUCCCAUAAUGAAGGGUAGCUCGAGAGAACAGGGAAAAAGGAGACCAUCCUGGACAGCUGGAGGGAGACGAUAAAAGGAGUUAUCGUCUCCGCUGCCUUUUUGGUUCCUGGAACGGGAUGAAAUGGCUUAGAGGCAUCCCCCUAAGACCAGAUGGUCACCGAGUGCCUGGCGCACUCUGGCGCCUUCUUGGAUCAGUGUUGGAUUUUUGGACUGGAGAAACCAAAAGAGGCCAUGUAGAUUUUGCCCUGUUAACCGGGGUCGAAGGGAAACUUACCAGUAGGCGAGAUCAGUGGCUGAUGCGCAUGCACAGAGAGGCGACUGGAGGCUGAGGAGCUUCCUCUGUCUAGUUGCUGUGGCCUGCUCUCUGGGGUGGAGGGGUAGGUCCACAAGCGACACAGACCUGAGCCCCUCCUAGGAUUUGGCACCAGAUGUAAGGUUCUUGAAUCAGUUUGAACCCCAACAGCGCGCCAACAGACAACAGGAGGCGGUGUGGAGCAACCUGCUGUUUUAAUGAACGCCUGGUUGCAGGUGGGCUGAGGCCUAAAAUGGCAUCAGCCCCAAGUGAGGAUGGGACAGGGGUUUUGUAGUCCUCUGUAAACAGUAAGUGUCCCAGUCUGUUGUAACUGCUAUGUAGUACCUGGAUGGCCUAUUUCUUGAUCUUCAGGGGUACAUCUCUUCCAGCCAAGAUAUAAGUAUGAGAAAUGACAGAAAGAAACAACAACUGGAAAAGAAGCAUUGCAUAAGACCAGGAUGUCUCUGAAAUGGACGUCAGUCUUUCUGCUGAUACAGCUCAGUUGUUACUUUAGCUCUGGAAGCUGUGGAAAGGUGCUAGUGUGGCCCACAGAAUACAGCCAUUGGAUAAAUAUGAAGACAAUCCUGGAAGAGCUUGUUCAGAGGGGUCAUGAGGUGACUGUGUUGACAUCUUCGGCUUCUACUCUUGUCAAUGCCAGUAAAUCAUCUGCUAUUAAAUUAGAAGUUUAUCCUACAUCUUUAACUAAAAAUGAUUUGGAAGAUUCUCUUCUGAAAAUUCUUGAUAGAUGGAUAUAUGGUGUUUCAAAAAAUACAUUUUGGUCAUAUUUUUCACAAUUACAAGAAUUGUGUUGGGAAUAUUAUGACUACAGUAACAAGCUCUGUAAAGAUGCAGUUUUGAAUAAGAAACUUAUGACGAAACUACAAGAGUCAAAGUUUGAUGUCGUUCUGGCAGAUGCCCUUAAUCCCUGUGGUGAGCUACUGGCUGAACUAUUUAACAUACCCUUUCUGUACAGUCUUCGAUUCUCUGUUGGCUACACAUUUGAGAAGAAUGGUGGAGGAUUUCUGUUCCCUCCUUCCUAUGUACCUGUUGUUAUGUCAGAAUUAAGUGAUCAAAUGAUUUUCACGGAGAGGAUAAAAAAUAUGAUACAUAUGCUUUAUUUUGACUUUUGGUUUCAAAUUUAUGAUCUGAAGAAGUGGGACCAGUUUUAUAGUGAAGUUCUAGGAAGACCCACUACAUUAUUUGAGACAAUGGGGAAAGCUGAAAUGUGGCUCAUUCGAACCUAUUGGGAUUUUGAAUUUCCUCGCCCAUUCUUACCAAAUGUUGAUUUUGUUGGAGGACUUCACUGUAAACCAGCCAAACCCCUGCCUAAGGAAAUGGAAGAGUUCGUGCAGAGCUCUGGAGAAAAUGGUAUUGUGGUGUUUUCUCUGGGGUCGAUGAUCAGUAACAUGUCAGAAGAAAGUGCCAACAUGAUUGCAUCAGCCCUUUCCCAGAUCCCACAAAAGGUUCUAUGGAGAUUUGAUAGCAAGAAGCCAAAUACUUUAGGUUCCAAUACUCGACUGUACAAGUGGUUACCCCAGAAUGACCUUCUUGGUCAUCCCAAAACCAAAGCUUUUAUAACUCAUGGUGGAACCAAUGGCAUCUAUGAGGCUAUCUACCAUGGGAUCCCUAUGGUGGGCAUUCCCUUGUUUGCAGAUCAACAUGAUAACAUUGCUCACAUGAAAGCCAAGGGAGCAGCCCUCAGUGUGGACAUCAGGACCAUGUCAAGUAGAGAUUUGCUCAAUGCAUUGAAGUCAGUCAUUAAUGACCCUAUCUAUAAAGAGAAUGUCAUGAAAUUAUCAAGAAUUCAUCAUGAUCAACCAAUGAAGCCCCUGGAUCGAGCAGUCUUCUGGAUUGAGUUUGUCAUGCGCCACAAAGGAGCCAAGCACCUUCGAGUCGCAGCUCACAACCUCACCUGGAUCCAGUACCACUCUUUGGAUGUGACAGCAUUCCUGCUGGCCUGCGUGGCAACUGUGAUAUUUAUCAUCACAAAAUUUUGCCUGUUUUGUUUCCGAAAGCUUGCCAAAACAGGAAAGAAGAAGAAAAGAGAUUAGUUAUAUCAAAAGCCUGAAGUGGAAUGACUGAAAGAUGGGACUCCUCCUUUAUUUCAGCAUGGAGGGUUUUAAAUGGAGGAUUUCCUUUUUCCUGUGACAAAACAUCUUUUCACAACUUACCCUGUUAAGUCAAAAUUUAUUUUCCAGGGAUUUAAUACGUACUUUAGUUGGAAUUAUUCUAUGUCAAUGAUUUUUAAGCUAUGAAAAAUAACAAUGGGGGGAGGGAUAGCAUUUAGAGAUACACCUAAUGUUAAAUGACAAGUUACUGGAUGCAGCACACCAACAUGGCACAUGUAUACAUAUGUAGCUAACCUGCACGUUGUGCACAUGUACCCUAAAACUUAAAGUAUAAUUUUAAAAAAGCAAAAAAAAAAAUACAACUCUUUUUUUAAAACCAGGAAGGAAAAUGUGAACAUGGAAACAACUUCUAGUAUUGGAUCUGAAAAUAAAGUGUCAUCCAAGCCAUAAAAAAAGAAAAUAAAAAUAAAAAUAAUAUAAAACCUUA
Pan troglodytes (chimpanzee) is the source of this 3614-nucleotide messenger RNA. Its product is annotated as UDP-glucuronosyltransferase 2B15. The coding region runs from base 1517 to 3109 and encodes 530 amino acids. Lineage: Eukaryota; Metazoa; Chordata; Mammalia; Primates; Hominidae. The record is from RefSeq and is a predicted model, not a curated record. The transcript has 7 exons. Gene Ontology annotation, molecular function: glucuronosyltransferase activity.